Molecule: messenger RNA, 2585 nt
Organism: Hippocampus comes (tiger tail seahorse)
Lineage: Eukaryota; Metazoa; Chordata; Actinopteri; Syngnathiformes; Syngnathidae
Product: protocadherin alpha-3-like
Exons: 1
Coding region: 189-2585 (798 amino acids)
Biological process (GO): homophilic cell-cell adhesion
Cellular component (GO): plasma membrane
Molecular function (GO): calcium ion binding
Source: RefSeq, a predicted model, not a curated record
AUUCAAUCUUCAGGCUGGUGAUUAUACAGCAUUCAGCUGACACAUUUGGACGAACCCACGUUGAUCCUUUCAUGUCCGUUCGUACUUUCGCGCUUUUUUAAUUUAACAGCGCAAAGGGAGUUGUGGGUGCUGUUAUUUUGCAGUCUGCAAUGACGAAAAUAUACUAGAAAUUCGGGGACAUUUUGGACAUGUUUGGAUCUCUGUUUUGGUCGCUCAACAUGGAACAAAGAGGACGGGAGCGCCGGCCCUUGCUCGGAUUCUUGGCCUUGUUUUUAUGCGUCCGUUCUGCUUCCGCACAGCACAGAUAUUCCAUAUCUGAGGAGCUCAAUGAGGGGACUUUUGUUGGGAAUGUUGCGAAGGAUUUAGGAAUAGACCUGGCUUCAAUAAAGCAGAGGGGCUUCCGCAUUAUGUCCAGCUCGAGUGAACAGCUCUUUAAGGUAAAUGAGAACGACGGCGCCCUUUAUGCAAACCGUAAAAUUGACCGAGAGGAGGUUUGUAAGGAGAGUAAUGCGUGCCUGAUUAAUCUUAAAACCGUCCUCGACAACCCACUGGAGGUGCAUUAUAUCACCGUGGAAAUAAUAGAUAUAAACGACCACACCCCCACGUUCCCGGAGAAGACAAAAAGACUGGAAAUAGUCGAGUCCGCUUUGCCGGGUGCGAAAUAUCAACUGCAGAAUGCAUAUGACCCGGACGGCGGUCUAAAUUCGGUGCAACAGUACAAAAUAAGCCAAAACGAUCACUUCCGCUUGGAGGUGAAAGACCGAGGGCGAGACGGCAAAACGCCAAUUUUGCAGUUGCAGAGGCAGCUCGACAGAGAGAGCAAACGCAACCACAAACUGGUGCUGACAGCCAUAGAUGGGGGUACACCCCCCAAAACGGGCUCGGUUGAAAUCCUCAUCGAGGUUCUGGACGUGAACGACAACAUGCCGGUGUUCACGAAAGAGUCUUAUUCUGUAACGCUGCAAGAGAACGCGCCAGUGGGCACGGCUGUCAUUCAAGUUAAUGCAACGGAUUCGGAUUUCGGCUCCAACGGGGAGGUUGUUUAUUCGUUUGGAAGUGACAUCAAAGAUAAAAUUAGACAAUUAUUUGACAUAGAUUCUGUCACUGGGGAAAUUAUUGUGAAGGGCAACGUUGAUUAUGAGGAGCAAGACAGUUAUGAUAUUGACAUCCAGGCAUCGGAUAAAGGAAAUAUUCCAUUUAAAACGGAUAAAAGUGUAAUUAUUAAAAUUAUUGAUAUGAAUGAUAAUCGUCCGGAGAUAGAAGUCACGUCUUUGUCUCGCGCAGUUUCCGAAGACUCGAGACCCGGGACAACAGUAGCUCUCAUCAGUGUUAAGGAUUUAGACUCUGACCUUAACGGCAAAAUAAUAAUUAAUGUUUCCGAAGAGUCCCCUUUUAUGUUAACUGCAUCUAUGCAGGAUAACAUGUUUGCUGUUGUUACUAAGUCCCAGCUUGACAGGGAGCAGAAACGGGCAUACGAUAUAACGAUAAUUGCUCAAGACUCGGGUGAACCAGCUCUUACCUCCAAACAGAUGAUCAGUGUUUUUUUAUCCGAUACAAAUGACAACAGCCCGGAAUUUUUACAGAAUCCUUACACGUUCUACAUUAGUGAAAAUAAUAAACCGGGUGAUUCUAUAUUUUGCGUAAAGGCAUUUGAUCGUGACGAAGGUGAAAACGCACUAAUUUCUUAUCACAUUUUGAGGAACAUAGCAAAAGAAAAUGGGCACGCAUCAUUUCUGAAUAUUAAUUCUGAAACGGGAGACAUUCUGGCACUAAAAAGCUUUGACUUCGAAACGCUGAAAAGUUUCCAAUUCCAAGUGGUGGCCACCGAUGGUGGAAGUCCUCCACUGAGCAGCAACGUGACAGUGAAGGUGUUCAUUCUGGAUCAGAACGACAACGCUCCAGUCAUCCUGUAUCCAGUCAGCUCCAACGGUUCUGCCGAAGGGGUGGAGGAGAUUCCCCGCAACCUGAAAGCAGGAGACUUGGUGACUAAAGUCCGAGCUUAUGACGCCGAUAUCGGAUAUAACGGCUGGUUGCUGUUUUCGCUGCACCAAGUGAGCGACCACAGCCUGUUUUCUUUGGACCGCUACACGGGCCAGAUCCGAACACUUCGCUCCUUCACGGAGACGGAUGAGGCUGAGCAUCGACUGCUCAUUCUGGUCAAAGACAACGGCAACGUUUCGCUCUCGGCAACAGCGACUGUGACCAUCAAACUUGUGGAGCCCAAAGAGGCUUUUGCAGCUUCCGAAGUCAAAAGUGCAGCAAAAGUGGACGAGGAGGACAACGUGACUUUUUAUCUCAUCAUCACUUUGGGCUCGGUGUCGCUCCUUUUUGUCAUCAGCAUCAUCGUGCUGAUCGCCAUGCAGUGCUCCAAAUCCACAGAGUACACUUCCAAAUAUCUGCAAGACGCCAAUUAUGAUGGCACGCUGUGUCACAGCAUCCAGUACAGAUCAGGAGACAAGCGCUACAUGCUCGUCGGACCCAGAAUGAGUAUCGGUUCGACCAUAGUCCCGGGCAGCCACGCCAACACUCUGGUGCUCCCUGACAGGAGGCACACUUCGGGGGAGGUAAGGAAGCUUUUUCAAUAG